AUGUACGGUAAAAGAAUCGAGGAACAAGAAAAGGAAACAAGAGAAAAACCCAAUCAGAGCCAAAAUGAAAACCCAACCCCACCUAACCAACUGUCAGAGUUUGGACUAACAAAAGGUGGGUUAUGUGAAGUACCAGACAUGUAUGUAGCCGGACCGUCUAAGAUCAAGAGUUUUAAAGAGCUUCAUGAAGUAGCACCAAUGACGGAGUCGAUAGAUGCAUCGUCUUCAAAAGUUGGACCCAACCAAAGUGAAAGCAACCGUGAACUAUUGGAAGUCGUGCCAUUAGAAGUGGAAUCAGAUCGUAUUGCAAUGGAACCAGUUGGACCCUGUAAUUCCAAAAGGUCGAAUAUGUGGACCCUUAAGCAGCCGCCAAAAAAAAAAUUGUCAACAAACAAAAUUUAGUGCCAACG
Molecule: messenger RNA, 410 nt
Organism: Daktulosphaira vitifoliae (grape phylloxera)
Lineage: Eukaryota; Metazoa; Arthropoda; Insecta; Hemiptera; Phylloxeridae
Exons: 3
Coding region: 1-402 (133 amino acids)
Source: RefSeq, a predicted model, not a curated record